This is a messenger RNA of Nelumbo nucifera (sacred lotus), 1174 nucleotides long. RefSeq lists its product as uncharacterized. NCBI's taxonomy places the organism in Eukaryota, Viridiplantae, Streptophyta, Magnoliopsida, Proteales, Nelumbonaceae. The record is from RefSeq and is a predicted model, not a curated record.
CUUAUCCAUUACUCCAAAUCAGAGUGAGAGAACUGAGAAGGCAGAGAGAGAUUGAGAGAUGGGUCCUUCAUCACUCUGCACCCCCAUUUCCUCCACUUCUCACACCCUUCUGAAAGUCGGUCGGAAUCCUCUGCUGGGUACCGCCCUUCCUUCAAAUUCAAAUCCCCGUUCCCAUGUUAAGAGAGUUUCUUUGACUACAAGAGCUUUGCUUUCAUCUACUAAAGAAUCAGUCUUGAAGGAUUUUCAUGAACGACGAGCUCUCAAGAUCAUUGCAGGCUUGCAGAAUUUUGAUAGAGAUAAUGUUGCAUCUGUUGUUACUGCCGCAGAUAAGGGGGGAGCAACUCAUGUUGAUAUAGCCUGUGACCCUGAGUUGGUAAAGCUUGCUGUUAACUUGACUUCUCUUCCGAUCUGUGUUUCUUCAGUAGAUCCAGAAGCAUUUCCUGCUGCUGUUGAAGCAGGAGCCAUGAUGGUGGAGAUUGGAAAUUAUGACUCUUUUUAUGAGAGGGACAUUUUUUUCUCUCCGGAACAGAUAUUAAAGCUAACAAAGGAGACAAAGAGGAUUCUUCCAUCCGUUACACUAUCAGUCACUGUGCCUCACACGCUAAGCCUUCCUGAUCAGGUCAAGCUAGCAGAGUUACUUGAACAGGAAGGUGUUGAUAUUAUCCAAACUGAGGGAGGAAAGUGUUCUAGUCCUUCGAAGGCUGGUGUUCUGGGUCUGAUUGAGAAGGCAACCCCAACACUUGCUGCUGCAUAUUCUAUUUCACAUGCAGUCAAAGUUCCUCUUAUGUGUUCAUCUGGACUUAGCGCAGUUACAGCACCAAUGGCCUUGACUGCAGGAGCAUCUGGCAUAGGUGUUGGUUCAGCAGUGAACAAGCUCAAUGAUGUGAUUGCAAUGAUUGCAGAAGUCAGAAGUAUCUCAGAUUCACUACACCAGCCAAUUGGUAGACAUACAACACCAGAAGAAACAACUGUUAGGAGGUCUUAAUGCAUACAUCAGUUCACAGUAGAAUUAAAAUGAAAAGCAGUGCCAUUGUUAUGAUGUGCAUAAAUAGAAAUGUUUCCUCUUGUACUUUUUUACCUUAGAGAUAUGUAAAUCUUCUUUAGUAUGUUAAACCCCAAGUAAAAAUUCUAUAAUGGUAAUGGUUAUAUGUCCCUUCAAUUUCUUCAAGCUUCA